UUUAUUUCCUCAGUUUCUUUUGUUAUGUCUCCCUUUUCAUUUCUGGAUACUGUCUCUGUGCUCUUUAUGUAGAUUGGUGUAUCUCUUUUGUUUUUUUCAAAGAAAUCUUUGCUUGGAUUGUCUUACAGUUGGAUAUACUAUAGUUGUGGGAUACCUGUUGAGGUAAGCUUCUACCAAAAAGUGGAAUGGUAAUGUAUAUCCUGUGCUAUGUACAUGUUGAAAUAUGUAAUCUGCUUCUUCAUUUUUAUUUUACAGGGAUGACUGUUUCCCCAGAAAAUCAGGGAUCAGUUUACCUCAAUUCCCAGCUAUACCUCUCCUGGGCAUAUAGUCAAAGGACAGUCUAUCCUAUCACAAGGACAUCUGCUUAUAGCAGUUUUAUUAAUAAUAGCUAGAAACUGGAAGCAUCCUAGAUCUUCUCCAACCAAUGAAUGAUUAAACAAAAUGUACAUUGAUAAGUGGAAUAUUACUGAGGUUAAAAAACUAACAUCAUGAAAUUUUCAGGCAAAUGGAUGGAACAAGAAAAAAAUCAUCCUGUGUAAGGUAACCCAGACUAUAUACAAAUAUAAACCAUAUAAAAACAUGGUAUAUAUUCACUUAUAAGGCGGAUAUAAGCUGUAAAGUAAAGGGCAAUUAUGGUCAGUUCACAGACCCAGAAAGACCCAAAAAAGGAUGGGUCAAUCAGGGAUUCAUAGAUCUCUAUGGAAAGAGAGAUGUGGUGAGUGGGGAUGCGAACAGAAGAUUGUGCUUUGGAGAUGGAAGGAGAGUAUAUUGUAGUGAACAAGUAGAAGUGUGAGCCAUUUUAGAGACAAGGUAGAGAUGUUGUGCAAUGGAAACUCCUAGGAGUCUAAGAAGGUGACAGGAAAUGAGAGAUAUAGUAAUGAGGGAUAUGGAGACUAAUCCAGCCAUCGUCUGUAACUAAGCAAGGUUUCCAGGAAUUGGAACACCAACCCAGCCAUAAAACAUUUGACGUACAAUUUGUCCUGCCUACAAGAUGUGCUGUGAUAAAAGUGGUGUAGAAAUUGAUGUAGUAACCUGUGGGUGUUGUGCCUCUAAGUGGUGCCCAGUGGACAUUGAGGGAGGCUCCUAUACUAUUCUAAUAUUAUGAGUGCACAUCUCUGAUGGCAUAUCAAAUGGCAUAAGAUAGAAGAUCUCAGAAAGCUAGUGAGUCUCAGAUUGGUACAGUAUAGGAUGAUGGCUGCUUCUCCCAACUUCACUGAAGUCCCCUUAGGUCCUGGCAGUGGCACUGGGGUGAUCGGCUACUCCAGAACUCAUGUCAGUGGUCCAAAGGCUAUACUAAAAAAAUGCUUACAGCUGUAUUCUGGUCUUGAGAGUCUGUUUCCCUUGUUAGUGAUUCCACCUCCCUCAGUCCUCCUAGAUCUUGGUUCCUACAGUUGCCAACCAAUAUCUGCUGGUCCAGCCUGAGAUCAAUGCCAUGAGAGGGAACACUGCCUGGAGGGCCAGGAACACAAGUCUAGAUAUACCAGAGUCCUAGAAUAGAAGCAAACAAGAUCAGAAAAAAAAUUAAUGAAUGGAUCACUAAAUGUAUUCCUUUUUUUUUUUGGUUCUUUUUUUCAGAGAUGGGGAUCGAACCCAGGGCCUUGCACUUCCUAGGCAAGCGCUCUACCACUGAGCUAAAUCCCCAACUCCUAAAUGUAUUCUUUUAUUCUCAUAGCCGUGUGCUGUGAUAAGGGUAGUAUAGAAUGGGGGGAGUGGCAUGUGGGUGCUUUGGCCUCUGAAUGGGCUUCAAUGGACAGUGAGGGAGGCUUCCAUAUACUCUAAUACAAAUAAUUGUCUUCAUCUUCAGAGAGGCUCCACACAAACUGAUGGAAGCCAAUGCAGGGAAGCACAGCUAAACAUUAGGUGGAGCUCUGGGAAUCAUAUGGAAGAGGGGAAGAAAGAAUUUUAGGAGGCAGAGGUUAAGAACACAACAAGAAAACCCACAGAAUCGACUAACCUGGUCUUGUAGGAACCAGGGUCUCACAAAGCCUGAACCAUCAACCAGGAAGUCUGCAUGGAUCUUACCCAGGCCCUCUGUAUGUUUUAUGAUUGUGUAGCUUGGCCUUUUUUUUAAAUUUAUUCAUCUAUUUUAUGUAUAUGAGUACACUGUAGCUGUUUUUAGACACACCAGAAGAGUGUAUCAGAUAUCAUUACAGAUGGCUGUGAGCCACCAUGUGGUUGCUGGGAUUUGAACUCAGAACCUCUGGAAGAGCAGUCAGUGCUCUAACCACUGAGCCACCUCUCCAGUCUUCUUGUGAGACUCCUAACAUUGGAAGCAGGAGCUGUCUUUGUCUCUGUUGCCUGCCUUUAGGAUACUUUGCUCCUCCUGUGUUGCUUUGUCUAGCCUUCAUAGGAAAAGAAGUGCCUAAUCUUACUGCAAGUUGAUUUGCCAAGGCUGGUUGAUAUGCAUGGGAGUCCUCCCCUUUGUUCAAGUGAAAGAAGGAUGAUGGGGGUGGAAAAGUGGGGUGGGAGGGAGUAGAGGCUGAGAAGGGAGGGGAAACUGUGUUUGGAUGUAAUAUAUGAGAGAAAAAUAAAUAACUAUAAAUAAAUAAAUAAAUAAAUAAAUAAAGAAUAAACUUUGGUCUUUUACAACACUGCUGAGACUUUUACAGACUAAAGAAUUUUGAAAGUGGAAUAAGUGCAUUUUUGCAUUAUGAUAUUGCCACCAACCUAUGUAUGCCAGAGAAUGUGGUGAUUUGAAUAAGAAUGACUCAUAUAUUUGAAUAUUUUGUCAUCAGGAAGUAGCACUUUUUGGAGGUGUGGCAUUUUUGGAAGAAAUGCAUCAUCAAAGGUUAAUAAAUAACACUUGAAAAAUAUCUCGGCGGAGCAACACAACUCGUAUCACAUUGUGAUCUAAAAAUGGUGGACCUGAACAGGGAGGUGAAUAUUUAAGGAUGUGGAAUUAAGCCGACUCUGAAAUUUGGAAAAAAAUAAGUUCCUGUGGGUCAUCGCAGUGAGUAGGAAAUUCCAUUCGCCUUUUAAAAUCGAAUCACGUUUUAUAACCGCGUUUUGGGAGGACAUGAAGCCAGAAUCUGACGACUUUCUACCGCCGCCCGAGUGCCCGGUGUUUGAGCCGAGUUGGGCGGAAUUCCGAGAUCCACUUGGCUAUAUAGCUAAAAUCAGACCUAUUGCGGAGAAGUCAGGCAUUUGCAAGAUCCGCCCACCUGCGGAUUGGCAGCCUCCUUUUGCUGUAGAAAUUGAUAACUUCAGAUUUACUCCUCGAAUUCAGAGACUUAAUGAACUGGAGGCCCAGACUAGAGUAAAACUGAACUAUUUGGAUCAAAUUGCAAAAUUCUGGGAAAUUCAAGGCUCUUCCUUAAAGAUACCUAAUGUGGAAAGGAAAAUCUUGGACCUUUACAGCCUUAAUAAGAUUGUGAUAGAGGAAGGUGGAUAUGAAGCAAUCUGCAAAGACCGUCGGUGGGCCCGUGUUGCCCAACGCCUUAAUUACCCAUCAGGAAAAAACAUUGGUUCCCUUCUACGGUCUCACUAUGAACGGAUCAUUUACCCUUAUGAAAUGUUUCAGUCUGGAGCUAAUCAUGUGCAAUGUAACACAGAUCCAUUUGACAGUGAAGAAAAAGACAAGGAGUACAAACCUCAUAGCAUCCCUCUGAGACAGUCUGUUCAGCCAUUAAAAUUCAGUUGCUACAGUAGACGAGCAAAAAGGCUACAACCUGAGCCAGAACCCACAGAAGAAGACAUUGAGAAAAACCCAGAGCUAAAAAAACUACAGAUAUAUGGGGCAGGCCCCAAGAUGAUAGGCUUGGGCCUCAUGGCAAAGGAGAAGACUCUGAGAAAGAAAGGUAGCAUUCAACCAGAUAAAGAAGAAGUGACAUGCCCUGCAACUGUUAUAGUGAAGGGGGAAGCCAGUGGGUUUGGAAAAGUGACAUCAGCAUUUUCUGACAAGAACUUAAAUCACAAUUUCAAACCUUGUACUGAGAUGACUACGCAGCUACGGAACAAUCACAGCAAUACCCAGUUUAUGGAUUCAUAUGUUUGCCGAAUAUGCUCUCGUGGGGAUGAAGAUGAUAGAUUUCUGCUCUGUGUUGGGUGCAACGACAAUUACCAUAUCUUUUGCCUAUUGCCACCGCUUUCUGAAGUCCCCAAGGGGGUAUGGAGGUGCCCAAAGUGUAUCUUAGCGGAAUGUAAGCGUCCCCUGGAAGCUUUUGGCUUUGAGCAAGCUACACAGGAGUAUACGUUGCAGAGUUUUGGUGAGAUGGCUGAUUCCUUCAAGGCUGACUACUUCAACAUGCCUGUACAUAUGGUACCUACAGAAGUUGUGGAAAAGGAAUUCUGGAGGCUGGUGAGCAGCAUUGAGGAGGAUGUGACAGUUGAGUAUGGAGCAGACAUUCACUCCAAAGAAUUUGGCAGUGGGUUUCCUGUCAACAAUAGCAAAUGGACCUUAUCUCCUGAAGAAAAGGAGUAUGCUGCCAGUGGUUGGAAUCUCAAUGUGAUGCCAGUUCUGGAUCAGUCUGUUCUCUGCCACAUCAAUGCAGACAUCUCAGGCAUGAAAGUGCCUUGGUUAUAUGUGGGCAUGGUGUUUUCAGCAUUUUGUUGGCAUAUUGAGGAUCACUGGAGUUACUCCAUUAACUACCUGCACUGGGGUGAACCAAAGACCUGGUAUGGAGUACCUUCUCUAGCAGCAGAACACUUGGAGGAUGUUAUGAAGACACUUACACCCGAGUUGUUUGACAGCCAGCCUGACCUCCUACACCAACUUGUCACUUUGAUGAAUCCCAACACUCUCAUGUCACAUGGAGUGCCAGUUGUUCGUACAAACCAGUGUGCAGGGGAAUUUGUCAUUACUUUCCCUCGUGCUUACCACAGUGGCUUUAAUCAAGGCUAUAACUUUGCUGAGGCAGUUAACUUUUGCACUGCUGAUUGGCUACCUGUUGGACGCCAGUGUAUUGAACACUACCGCCGACUCCGGCGCUAUUGUGUCUUUUCCCAUGAGGAGCUCAUCUGCAAAAUGGCUGCAUUCCCAGAGAAGUUGGAUCUAAAUCUAGCAGUGGCAGUUCACAAGGAGAUGUUCAUUAUGGUACAGGAGGAGCGGCGCCUACGGAAGACCUUGUUGGAGAAGGGCAUCACGGAAGCUGAGCGAGAGGCCUUUGAGCUACUCCCAGAUGAUGAGCGUCAGUGCAUCAAGUGUAAGACCACGUGUUUCCUAUCAGCCUUGGCCUGUUAUGACUGUCCAGAUGGUCUUGUCUGCCUUUCUCAUAUCAAUGAUCUGUGCAAAUGCUCAAGGAGCCGACAGUACUUACGGUACAGGUACACAUUGGAUGAACUGCCUGCUAUGUUACAAAAGUUGAAGAUUCGGGCCGAGUCAUUUGACAACUGGGCCAACAAAGUACAAGCAGCCCUAGAGGUAGAGGACGGACGGAAACGGAGUUUUGAAGAGCUAAGAGCACUGGAAACUGAGGCUCAUGAUAGACAAUUUCCUAAUAAUGACCUGCUUCAGCGAUUGAAGAAAUGUCUUACUGAAGCAGAGGCUUGCAUUUCCCAAGUCCUAGAACUAGUCAAUAAUUCAGAGGACAGGUUAGAAACACCACAACUCACCCUGACUGAACUACAGAUUCUUCUCAAACAGAUGUGCACUCUGCCGUGUACCAUACAUCAGAUUGAUGAAGUUAAGGAUGUUCUGCAGCAGGUGGAGACAUAUCAAAUUGAGACCCGUGAGGCUCUAACUUCACUGCCUUAUAGUUUAGAAAUACUUCAGUCCCUGAUGGAAAAGGGACAGCAGCUUCGUGUGGAAGUUCCUGAAGCUCAUCAACUUGAAGAGCUGUUGGAGCAGGCACAAUGGCUAGAUCAAGUGAAGCAGGCCCUGGCUCCCUCAGGCCAGAAACACUCUCUGGUCAUCAUGAAGAAACUUUUGGUUAUGGGUACCAAGUUAGCCUCCAGCCCUUCUGUGAACAAAGCUCGAGCAGAGCUACAAGAACUGCUUACUAUUGCAGAGCGUUGGGAGGAAAAGGCCCUUUUCUGCUUAGACGCUAGCCAAAAGCAUUCUCCAGCCACUUUGGAAGUUAUAAUACGUGAGGCAGAAAACAUCCCUGUCUACUUGCCUAACAUCCAGUCUCUCAAGGAAGCUCUGACUAAGGCACAGGCUUGGAUUGCUGAUGUGAAUGAGAUUCAAAAUGGUGAUCACUACCCCUGUUUGGAUGAUUUGGAGGGGCUUGUAGCUGUGGGUCGGGAUUUACCUGUGGAGCUAGAGGAACUAAAACAGCUGGAGAAUCAGGUACUGACAGCACAUUCCUGGAAAGAGAAAGCUUCUAAGACUUUUCUCAAGAAGAAUUCUUGCUACACACUGUUGGAGGUUCUCUGCCCAUGUGCAGAUGCUGGUUCUGUCAGCACCAAGCGCAGUCGGUGGAUUGAAAAGGAGAUGGGGUUAUACAAAUAUGACACAGAAUUGCUGGGGCUUUCUGCACAGGAUCUCAGGGACCCAGGUUCUGUGAUCAUGGCCUUUAAGGAAGGGGAAGAGAAAGAAAAAGAAGGUAUCUUGCACUUGCGUCACAUCAACUCAACUAAGCCCAGUCCAAUGUCCUCAUCAAUCAAUGCCUCUGCAACCUCCAUCUGUAUAUGUGGGCAGGUCCGUGCAGGAGUAGAAGCUCUGCGGUGUGAUCUCUGUCAUGACUGGUUCCAUGGACAAUGUGUGACUGUACCCCACCUACUCAGCUCCUUAAGGGCUAGUCAUACCUCAUCUCAACUGCUAGCUUGGUGGGAAUGGGACACCAAAUUCCUGUGCCCACUGUGUAUGCGAUCAAGGCGUCCACGACUGGAGACCAUAUUGUCAUUGCUGGUAGGACUACAGAGACUGUCUGUAAGGCUGCCUGAGGGUGAGGCCCUACAAUGCCUCACAGAGAGAGCCAUUGGUUGGCAGGGCCGUGCCAGACAGGCUCUAGCUUCUGAGAAUGUGACUGCUUUGUUGAAACAGCUAGCAAAAUCCCGCCAACAACUACAGGAUGAAUUGAGACAUGAGAAGCCGCCUACAUCUCAUUCAGGUCUUCCCUCUGAGUGUCUCACAGAGGAUAGUGACAAGGAUAUCCUUAAGGAAGAGGAGGAGUUGGUACUAAAUGAAGACAUGCUGAAAAAUUCUGAGAAGAUUGUUCCAAAGGAAAGUUCAUGUGAAAGAGGUGAGGAACUGUUGCCUUCGCUAUUAUCCCAAUUAACUGGUCCUGUACUGGAACUGCCUGAAGCCACCCGGGCCCCACUAGAGGAGCUUAUGAUGGAAGGAGAUUUACUUGAAGUUACCCUAGAUGAGAACCACAGCAUUUGGCAGCUGCUGCAGGCUGGACAGAAUCCUAAUCUAGAGCGGAUUCAUACACUUCUAGAGCUUGAGAAGCCUGAGGACCCAAAGAAUUGGUCAGAGGAACAAACACCAGAGAGGCGGCAGCGGCGAAGGCAAAAGGUCGUUCUGAGUAGAAAGGGUGAGGAUCUUACUCAAAAAGAGCUAGCAUCAAAAAGAGCUAGGAGUUCAAGGAUUAAGCCUAAGGGAAAACAGUUUCAAGAGCCAAUACACGGGGAUAAUGUGCUCUUGUCACACCAUACAGAACAUACAAACAUCUUAAAAGGGAACAUGAACAGUGUACAAGGGAAGGAUCCAAGCCCUUCAUCUACUUUUCCUUCCUUACCACCUUUGCUACAUCUCUCUUAUUUUCAUCAGCAAAAAUUACAACAAUAGUAUGUGAUUAUUUUUUUCCUUGCUUAGUCUUUCCUUCCUUAAGCCUUUCUCCUUUCUCUCUCCCUUUUUCUUUCCUUCCUCCUCCUUUCUCCUUUGUUGUUCCCUAGCUUCCCUCCAUUUUACUCUAUUCUCUGCCCUUAAUUCCCUCAGAUUCCCACAAAAUAUUUAUUCCUUACCUACAGCUUGACUACAAAUUAUUUUAUCCUUACUCCUAAUACAUGUUUAUGCCUUCGUUCCUAAGAACUAUUCCAUUUACAUGUUUCCCAAAAUUUUAUCAACAAUAUUUCUGGAAUUACUGUAGAUAAAGUGAUGUUCUUGUUCUUAGUUACCUCUAUUCUAAUCUGGAGAAGCAAAAAUAAAAUUUGAGAAUGCUAAAGUUUAUUAAUCUUUAUUUUUAAAUCCUUCAUCAUCCUCUGUGUAAUUCCACAUCGUGUACUUAUUAAAACAAGUGUUUUUUAUUUUAUAUUUUUAUUCCAUUUCUUACCUUUUUCUCUUUGGUUCACAUUCUAAAAAAAAUAGUAUUUUGUAAUUCUUAAGGAAAAAGAAUACAGGAAUGCAAACUUACCAUAGUUGUUUAUUUUUAAUUUUGUUUCUUUUGUUGUUGGCUGUUGUUGUUGUCAUUAAAAAAAUAAAUAAAACAUUUGCUUGGGACUGCA
Molecule: messenger RNA, 8325 nt
Organism: Rattus norvegicus (Norway rat)
Lineage: Eukaryota; Metazoa; Chordata; Mammalia; Rodentia; Muridae
Source: RefSeq, a predicted model, not a curated record